UAAGAAGGAGGUGGAGAGAGAGCGAUUGAGACUGUGUGCAGGGAGUCAGUAACUAAGGCGUGUGGUGGUGGUGGGGGAGAUCUGGCUUUGUCUUUAAAGCUCUCAGUUUCCUUCCCCCCCCCAACCCUUCUUCAGUCACUGGCUUCUCUCCCCAGUCUCUGUAUUUCUUUAGCGGACCAUGUUAGACCCGUCCUCCAGCGAGGAGGAGUCGGACGGUGUUCUGGAAGGCGAUGCCGCUAAGGAGCCUCCGCUGACCGGCGGGGGGAGCGGCGGGAGCGCCCGUUCCCUGCCGCCCACCCGGGGCAGCGAGGGGCGAGGGACGGCCAGUGCUCGCUCCGUCAGCCCGAGCCCGUCUCUGGUCAGCGAGAAGGAGAGGGAAGAGCAGGAGAGGAUCCAGCGGGAGGAGGAAGACUCGCAGAAGAGGAAGGCGCUGCAGCUCUACGUGUUCCUGCUGCGGUGCAUCGCCUACCCCUUUAAUGCCAAACAACCCACUGAUAUGGCCAGGAGACAGCAAAAGCUGAACAAGCAACAGCUCCAGACAAUUAAAGAGCGAUUUCAAGCCUUCUUGAAUGGUGAAACACAGAUUAUUGCAGAUGAAGCCUUUUGGAAUGCAGCUCAAAGCUACUAUGAGAGUUUUCUGAAAAGUGAUCGCGUGGCCAGGAUGGUUCACAGCGGAGGGUGCUCUGCAAAUGACUUUCGAGAUGUCUUUAAAAAGAACAUUGAAAAGCGAGUGCGCAGUUUGCCAGAGAUCGAUGGCCUUAGCAAGGAGACGGUGCUCAGUUCCUGGAUGGCCAAGUUUGAUGCUAUUUACAGAGGAGAGGAAGAUCUGCGCAGUAAGCCUGCUCGGAUGGCUAUGAGUGCAGUGUCGGAGCUCAUUCUUAGCAAGGAGCAACUGUAUGAAAUGUUCCAGCAGAUCCUUGGGAUUAAGAAAAUUGAGCAUCAAUUGCUUUAUAAUGCCUGCCAGCUGGACAAUGCUGAUGAACAAGCAGCUCAGAUUCGACGUGAACUUGAUGGGAGACUGCAGAUGGCCGAGCAAUUAGCUAAAGAACGAAAGUUUCUGAAGUUUGUCCAGAAGGAUAUGGAGAAUAUGUACAUUGAAGAGCUGAAAUCAUCUGUUAAUCUGCUCAUGGCCAACUUGGAAAGCCUGCCAGUGGCAAAGGGAGGCCCAGAGUUUAAACUACAGAAGUUGAAACGGUCCCAGAAUUCCUCCUUUUUGGACAUUGGAGAUGAAAACGAAAUCCAGCUCUCAAAAUCUGAUGUUGUGCUGUCAUUCACGCUGGAGAUUGUUAUAAUGGAAGUUCAGGGGUUGAAAUCAGUGGCACCCAAUCGUAUUGUGUAUUGCACAAUGGAAGUGGAAGGUGGAGAAAAACUUCAGACUGACCAAGCGGAAGCCUCAAGGCCACAGUGGGGCACUCAGGGAGAUUUUACCACCACACAUCCUCGACCAAUUGUCAAGAUCAAAUUCUUCACAGAGAGCACGGGAGUUCUUGCCCUGGAAGAUAAAGAAUUGGGGAAGGUAAUUCUCUAUCCAACUCCAAAUAGUCCGAAGACACCAGAAUGGCACAAGAUGGUCAUUCCCAAAAAUAGCCAAGAUUCAGAUUUAAAAAUAAGACUAGCUGUGAGGAUGGAUAAACCUCCAAACAUGAAGCACUGUGGGUACCUAUAUGCACUUGGGCAGAAGGUUUGGAAGAGAUGGAAGAAGCGGUACUUUGUCCUGGUUCAGGUUAGCCAAUACACAUUUGCAAUGUGUAGUUACAGAGAAAAGAAGUCUGAACCUCAGGAAUUAAUGCAACUAGAAGGAUACACGGUGGACUACACAGAGCACCAGCCAGGUCUGGAUGGUGGCCGGGCAUUCUUCAACGCAGUUAAAGAAGGUGACACAGUCGUGUUUGCAAGUGAUGAUGAACAAGAUCGAGUGUUGUGGGUUCAAGCUAUGUACAGAGCUACAGGCCAGUCCUACAAACCUGUCCCUCCAUCCCAGGUCCAGAAGCUGAAUGCAAAGGGAGGAAGUGCACAGUUACCAGAUGGUUGGUUCAGUCCUGGGCAAGUUUUUGUUCUCGAUGAAUAUUGUUCCCGUUAUGGUCUGCGAGGAUGUCAUCGGCAUCUCUGCUAUCUCAAGGAGCUGAUAGAACGUGCAGAAGGUGGCACAAUGAUCGAUCCAACUCUACUGCAUUACAGCUUUGCUUUCUGUGCCUCUCACGUCCAUGGCAACAGACCAGAUGGAAUUGGAACUGUAACAGUUGAAGAGAAAGAAAGAUUUAAUGAAAUUAAGGAAAGGCUUCUAUGUCUCCUUGAAAACCAGAUCACCCACUUCAGGUACUGUUUUCCAUUUGGACGACCAGAAGGUGCACUAAAAGCCACGCUCUCUUUGCUUGAAAGGGUUCUGAUGAAAGACAUAGCCACUCCUGUGCCACCUGAAGAUGUCAAGAAAGUAGUACGAAAAUGUCUAGAGAAGGCUGCUUUGAUCAAUUACUGUCACCUCUCAGAGUAUGCCAAAAUAGAAGCCAGUGGAAAAGAACCAGAGACCUUAAGCCAAAGAGCCCCCGCCAAAAGAUUGGAAGACGUAAUUCGACUGGCUGAACUGUGCAUUGAGGUACUUCAGCAGAAUGAGGAACACCAUUCAGAGGCCUUUGCCUGGUGGCCUGACCUAAUGGCAGAGCAUGCAGAGAUAUUUUGGUCACUCUUUGCUGUUGACAUGGAUGCAACUCUUGAAGCUCAGCCCCCAGAUUCUUGGGACACCUUUCCACUUUUUCAACUUCUCAAUAAUUAUUUGAGGAAUGAGCCUCAAUUGUGCAAUGGAAAAUUUCACAAACAUUUGCAAGAAUUCUUUGUUCCGCUGGUGGUGCGUUACAUUGAUCUAAUGGAAUCGGCGAUUGCCCAAUCUAUUCAUAAAAGCUUUGAACAAGAAACAUGGCAACCAGUGAAGAACCUCACCAACAACCUUGCUAAUGUGAGCCUACCAAAAGUUCCAAGUCUGCCUCUUAAUCUUCCUCAAAUGCCUAGCUUUUCUCCACCAUCUUGGAUGGCCUCUUUAUAUGAUUCCACGAAUGGUUCUUCCACGUCUGAGGAUCUCUUCUGGAAGUUAGAUGCACUGCAGAUGUUUGUUUAUGAUCUACAUUGGCCAGAGCCUGAAUUUUCCCAGCACUUGGACCAGAGACUCAAACUCAUGGCCAGUGACAUGAUUGAAGCCUGCGUAAAAAGAACAAGAGUUGCAUUUGAAGUCAAGUUACAAAAAAUGAACAAGUCAACAGAUUUGCGUGUUCCUUCUUCUGUCUGUACCAUGAUCAAUGUGCUCGUGGACGCCAAGAAACAGUCUACAAAACUGUGCAUUUUAGAAGGUGCACAAGAGUUUAGUAAGCAAUGGCAGCAGUAUCACUCAAAGAUCGAUGAUUUGAUUGAAGAAACCUUCAAAGAAAUGAUUUCCCUGCUGGUUUCAAAGUUUGUGUUCGUACUGGAAGGUGUACUCUCCAAAUUGUCAAGAUAUGACGAAGGAACUUUCUUCUCCUCAAUUCUAUCAUUCACUGUGAAAGCUGCUGCAAAGUACGUUGAUGUACCUCAACCUGGAAUGGACCUAGCAGACACCUACAUCACAUUUGUACGGCAGAACCAGGACAUACUUCGGGAUAAGGUCAAUGAGGAAAUGUAUAUAGAAAAUAUGUUUGAUCAAUGGUACACCAGCUCAAUGAAAGUCAUCUGUGUCUGGCUGACAGACCGUUUGGAUCUGCAACUCCAUCUCUACCAGUUGAAGACGCUCAUAAAAAUAGUCAAGAAAUCGUACAGGGACUUCCGGCUGCAAGGAGUUUUAGAAGGGACAUUGAACUGUAAAGCAUAUGAAACCAUCCACACCCGUUUGACAGUGGAAGAAGCCACAGCAUCGGUGUCCGAUGGUGGAGGCCUCCAAGGUAUCACAAUGAAAGAUAGCGACGAAGAGAGCGAAGAUGUGAAAUAGGACGGAAAGGAGGUAGCUGGUCGUUUGGACUCAUUUUUUUUCAACCAGUGUUUGUACCAUUUCUUCAGAGGACGGUGUAAAACAUCAUUCAGGUGUAAUGAGAUUAUCCUACUUUAGAGCAUAGCCGUAGGGUGGGAGUGGGAUGGGAGGGUAUAAUUGUGGCUGAACUCUGUGCUGAACUGUGAAAUGAAUGUCCGUCUGCUCCCAAAUCAGACCGUACCAACACAGUUGGUAGUUCUCCCAACUCACAGAGAAAUUGUGCAUUCGAGAGAGGAGCUGCCAGAAGACUUGGCUUCCAGCUUUUCGCGCGGUGGGAGCAUACUGGCAGGAAGGUUGGAGGGUGGGGGGUGGUGCGAGGGAAGUGGGCAGUGGGUGAAGUGCCCAUAUGUGCCAGGACAACGUGACAUAUCCCGAACGUUUACACAUUCCUAGAGAAGAAAUCAUCACCAGACAUUGUGGACUCCUGUCGGAGCAGUGUGCGAGGCUAUUAGUCAUUUGUGCUGUUUGUGGUCUUAAUUGGUGACAUGAGGCAGCAUGAUAGAAUAAACAGCCAUGUUAUAUUGAGAUGUCAGUUGUGCCUAAUGUUCCGGGCUUCUUUGUAAAUAUUGCGAUGCCUUUAUAAUUGCAGCUUCAAUAAUACUGUGCGCUUUCGGCGGUCUGGCACAAGGGCAAUACCGCACAUUUGAUCUGAAGAUUUUAAAGAGAGUGUGGGACCAGGAGAUAAAUGAAGCAAUUGUGGGAAAUCGUUCAGUUCAGCACCCCAAAUUUAAUCUAACGUUUCCUUGCAUUUUCUUUUAAAACCUGUAUAGUUCCGGUGUCGUUGCUGAGAUCGAGGGUCUGCGUGUUUAAGAAAGCAUCAUUCCCCCUCUUGUCCUCCCUACUGUAGUACCCGCGUUGUCAUCGAUCUGCCGAAGAUACUAUUAAAAUCUCCACCUGUCUAUAGGGAGACGAGUAAAAUAUUGCAGUAUUCCCCGAAACAGUCACGGCCAAUACCAUUGUUUGUCACAAUUAAAAAUCCGAUAGCAGAAAAGUCGAGGCCAUCAUUGUAAUAAACUCUCAUCUGUAUUUCCAAUUUGUAUUUUUUAAUAGACUUGCCCGGAACAACAAGAGAUGGUAUUUCUGCUUCUAGGAAAGAAUGUUUUAAGGACCUGAUUGACUGGACAUUUUGUUUUUCCCCCAGAGUAGUUACUCUGUUUAACAAAAAAAAAAUCGGCAUAGUUGAAUGAUCUAGACGCAUAACGGAAUCUAACCAUAAUCACAGAUGCAAUAAAUGGAUUUAAUUUGCAUUUUAUAUAGCGAUAAAUUGCAGUUUUUAUGAAUCACCUCGUUCAUAAAGUGUGACAAGAUUUAACGUUCAAUUCUGCAUUUCUAACCUAAGCCACAAAUUAUUCGUCAGCAAGUAUUACCGUGAGAGGGACUGCCCGCCCUCUGUGUUUAAACUCAGCGGUUCAGCGCUUUGGAAAUGAACUUUCACUAUGUUAACGUUGGCCGGAGAUAAGGGAAGCAAUGUCAGUUUAUCCCGGCAUCCACACAGAAAUAGUUAGCACUCUCAUGUUUGGAAUUGUGCUGUGAGUGGUUAUCUUUCUGUAAAUAAAGCGUGU
This is a messenger RNA of Rhincodon typus (whale shark), 5550 nucleotides long. RefSeq names its product Ca++-dependent secretion activator 2 (gene cadps2). The coding region runs from base 179 to 3949 and encodes 1256 amino acids. Gene Ontology annotation, cellular component: glutamatergic synapse. Gene Ontology annotation, biological process: positive regulation of exocytosis; dense core granule exocytosis; synaptic vesicle exocytosis. Lineage: Eukaryota; Metazoa; Chordata; Chondrichthyes; Orectolobiformes; Rhincodontidae. The record is from RefSeq and is a predicted model, not a curated record. The transcript is spliced from 29 exons.